This is a messenger RNA of Aspergillus pseudonomiae, 3388 nucleotides long. Its product is annotated as putative GTPase activating protein (Evi5). Bases 416 to 3088 code for a protein of 890 amino acids. The record is from RefSeq and is a predicted model, not a curated record. Lineage: Eukaryota; Fungi; Ascomycota; Eurotiomycetes; Eurotiales; Aspergillaceae. The transcript is spliced from 4 exons.
CGAUUGUAGCGACUGACACUAAUUACUCAAGCUAAACAACUUUCUACACUGCUGUCAUUAUUUCUUCCUCAGGAGUCCGAUCACUCAACUUUCUUCCCCCCUUCUCUUUCUCUUGGGAUUUUUUAUUUUAUUUUGUGCUUGACUUGUCUUCCACUCGUUCUGCACCCCGCUACGAUAUCACCGUCUUUCCCAUUCACUGUGGUCGCACUCAGAAAUGCUGUCAUUAUUGACAGCCACUGCUUUGAUUGAUCGUCGCCACUCUUCUUAUCGUCUGCUCGCUCUCCGUUAGCCCCUCGUUCCCCUCAAACCCCGUCAUCUCAUCAGCGCCAGAAACUCCCCUGAGGGAUGAGCUAUUGACCUCCAUAAUUCUAUAUCAAAAUUAAAAAAACAAGAAAGAAAAGGCAACUCGGACAUCAUGGACAACUCCGAGCCCACCACCCAAAUCCAUUCGCCCGGCGUGCCGAAGAAUAUCCCUACGAUUCAUCAACAUUCCGACUCAAUGGUGACCGUCCCCUUAUCCGACGUACAAUCGAGUUCCGAGCAUACACAGCCCGAUUGGCGGACGCUUGACAUUCCUCAGACCCCGAUCGAAGUGACGUCGCCACCGGGAGACAGCGUAAAUGCGGAUGACCCGACGAAUACCACACCCACACGAGACUCGGAACAACCGAUUCUGCAACCCCGUACAUACCGCGCCUCGGUUGUUUCACGAAGUAGCGAAGAAAUCUUCCGCGGCGAGGUCGAGGGUGUGGACUGGAGGGAAUUGGACAAAUCCGAAGAGCAGGAACCGCGUGGGGAGGGGUCCGAUGAGUCUACCUCGCUUCUCUUAGCUCGGCUGGAGCAGGAAAACAAUGCCUUGGCAACUGAUCCCAAGUCGAGGUUGCAAGCACAGCAGUUUCGCGGAGUGAGGAAGUCCCGGUCACAGUCAUUGCGCCAGGUUAAGCAAUUGAUCAAUGAUGAUCACCGGUCGCUGCGAUACUCCCAACUUCCUCCGCCCCCGUUGACUGAGCUCGAGUUCUGGGCGGCCCUGGUCUCCGAUUACCCACAAACGGCGCAGCGACUGCCAACAUUGACCUCGAAUAAGAUCCGCAGUGGGAUCCCGCCUCCUCUGCGGGGGGUCGUCUGGCCGAGCUUGGCUGGAGCUCGAGAUACGACAUUGUUAGCGGAGUACCAGCGACUUUGCGGCGAGACAAGUCCAUACGAAGGACUGAUCGGGAAAGAUAUCGGCCGCAGCUUCCCUAAUGUGGAGAUGUUCCGCGAUCCUAACGGGGAGGGACAGCAGAUGCUCGCUCGAGUACUCAAGUGUUUCAGUCUGUACGAUACCAAAAUUGGUUACUGCCAGGGCCUGGGGUUCGUGGUUGGUCCCUUGUUGAUGCACAUGACAGACGCCGAAGCCUUCUGCGUCCUUGUACGGCUCAUGGACCACUAUGACAUGCGCACAUGCUACCUUCCGGAUCUAUCUGGGCUCCAUCUCCGUAUUUAUCAGUUCCAAAAUCUUCUCGCCCGUCUUCGCCCAGCCUUAUAUGCGCACCUGGAAUCGUUGCACGUCGAGCCGAUCUACGUAUCGCAAUGGUUCCUAUCAUUUUUUGCGGUCGCGUGUCCGAUGCCGAUGCUUCUCCGGAUUUACGACGUCAUCUUCCUCGAAGGCGCCUGCGAAACUUUGAUGCGCGUGGCGUUGUCGCUUAUGCAGCGCAAUGAGAAAAAGAUCAUGGCAUGCGCAGAGUUUGAAGACGUUAUGCAGCUGUUGUUAUCGAGGAGCUUAUGGGAUACAUAUUCUUGCCACGCGGACGAUUUCGUUAACGACUUCGUGUCCUUGACGUCGCUGGUUACUAAGGAGAGUCUCCAGACUCUGGAGGCCAGCUACAACCAGUCCCAAGGCGUGCCGACCGGCAUUUCCUUCCCCCAGAUGCAAGCUGCGGCGUCCCGGUUUCUGGGCCGUUUCUGGGCGGGGUCUAGCUCUCACACCUCUGCCAAGCCGUUUACCCUCAACCCCAACCACGCUAGCUCCUCGGGCAGCAUUCGCCGUACCACUUCCAAACAAAGCAUGACCUCGACGCUCAAUUCAAUUGAAUCCGCGUCGGAUGCGAGCACUGCUCCGACAGAUCUGUCCACUGAUGCACCGAAGCCGCGUGUCAAGUCCGUCAUGUCUCAGCACAAGGAUCGCGAUCUGCACACGCAGAUUGAGGACUUGCUCAUGGCACUCAGUGACUUACAGCGACAGCAUGCGGACCUCACUCGGGAACUACAACAAGAGCGCGAAGAGCGUGAAGCCGAUCGGGAACUGUCUAAAUCGAUGCUGGGUUACAUUAAGGAGCUCGACAGUCCCCCGACCGAUCUGAUCACCAAGGCGGAAGAGCGAUUUGGAGCGACCGAGGCCCCUGCUCGAGAAUCAAUCGGCCAAACCAAGCAGCAGCUUCUGGAAGACCUCAAUCGAUGGAAGGAGAUGCACUCUGUGGAAUCCGGCCGGUGUCUUGAUUUAACGCGCCGGAUUGACGAGCACGAGAAAGAAAAUAGCUCACUGCGAGAGCAGGUGCGCGAAGCGCGGGGUCGUAUUCAGGAUGGCUACCGUGAACGGCAACGGCUCGAACGCAUGUUGCGCGAAUUGCGCACGGCUCGAAACCCCCGAAGUAGUGCCGAGACACCAACAGAUUACGGCUCGCCCGUCAGCGAACCGGGAGAGGGUACCCCAGGCGGACUGCGCGAGCUGAGACUGGUCCGCACCAACUCGCAGAAGAGCACUUUCACCAAAAGGACCAGUAGUCUCGGUUUGCAGAACGUUCUGUCGACGGAAAACAACAAACCGGCUGCAGAUGAAGCUCUACUCCUUGAAUUGGUCAAUGCAAAGACGGCGGAGGCGGUAGCGAAGCAGGAGUUGGAAGAGAUGAAGGUGAAGAUGGAGGGAAUGAGGAAGUUAAUCGCCGCGUCUCAGCGAUCACCGUCGCAGAACGGCGACCGGAAUUCCCUGGUUCGAUCCCCUUCGUCCGCGGGCAGUCUCCAUAAGGCAUCUACGGAGCCCGCUACUGGCGGCGGCGGCUUCUUUGGAUGGGGUCGCCGGGCGGCCAGCAACGAACAGUAUGCCGAGAAAUAAUUGCGGGGAAUCAGGUGCAUAUAUAUGGUUGUGUUUGUUUGUCCUGUCCGAUUGACCUUGCAUGGCGGAGUUGGUGUGGUUGGCGUUCAUUUGACGCAUAUAUCCCAAGGACCAUAGGCUAUAUUCUGGUGUACAUACAUGGAGAUCUGAGGGCCUGGUGCAUAUUGGAUUGACUUGUAUACCCUCAACUAGUAUGUUGCUAAGCAUGACUGGCGGCUGAAACCGACAAACAUCCGGACCAGUUCGGGCUCAGUAACUUCCAAAGACUCUUCUCUCUACCUUGAUUCCAUUCAUGUACGC